GAGCAGGAAGUAGAGCAAAAGAGAUUAGAAGCUGAGAUUAGGAGUAAUUUAAUUAGAGAACAAGGGGAAAAAAUUAGGCAACAAUCCGGACAAAUAGAUAAUUAUCAACGCUUAUUAAGGAUUAGUGAGGAUAAUUUGAAAAAAUGUCAAGGGAUUAUUCAGCAGAAAGAACAGCAAUUGGAGGAAUUAGAAAAAGAGAAAGAUUUGAUUGGGGAGGAAUUAUCUUUAGCAAAUAGCAAAAUCCAAGAGUUAGAAUCGACCUUGUUGGCGGCUAAUGGUAAGAUGGGGAGAUUAGAAGCCCGGAUUAGGGAAUUGGAAAGUAAAGGGGAUAAUAGUGAGGAGUUGGAAAGAUUAAAAAAAGAACUUGCGGCCGAGAAGCAAAAAAGUCAAUCAGAGAGGAGUAAAUCCCAAAGUGAGAUAAAUCGUCUAAAACAAGAAUUACAACAGACUAAAUUGCGAGAGGAACAAUUAGCUCAAAAGAUUAAAGAAUUGGGGGCUAAAACAGUAAAAAUUCAGGAAGUAGUUGAGAAAAGUUUUUGGGAGAGUGUUAAGACUCCUUUGUUUUAUGGGGUAGGAGUAAUAAUAGUAGUGAUUGGUUUAGUCUGGGUUAUUAGUUGGUUUACUUCCUCACCGACUAAAAGUGAUAAAAAGGCUGAGGAGACUAGGAGAUGGUUGACGGAUAAAGAGAUUGAUUGGGCAACUGCAAAAAUGGAAAAAAAACAAUCAAAUGCCGGGCUCUUUUCCGGUAAGGAAGAGGAAUUAUUUACUUAUUUGCUAAGUGAAUUGACCGAUGCAACUGCGGAAUUAGUUUUUAUUCCGGUUAAUCAGUCUAAUUUCCAUUGGUCGCUUCUGGUUUAUGAAACCAAAACUAAAACUUUUUACCACUAUGACACUUUAGGAGGAGCCAAUUGA
Messenger RNA from Racocetra persica, 912 nucleotides. The record is from the annotation of a GenBank genome assembly. Lineage: Eukaryota; Fungi; Glomeromycota; Glomeromycetes; Diversisporales; Gigasporaceae.